Tauraco erythrolophus (red-crested turaco) is the source of this 670-nucleotide messenger RNA. The record is from RefSeq and is a predicted model, not a curated record. NCBI's taxonomy places the organism in Eukaryota, Metazoa, Chordata, Aves, Musophagiformes, Musophagidae.
CCAAAGUUACGAAAAACCCAAGGAGGGAAGCAAGAGAAAAAAGUUGUCCAUCCUUACAGCAGAAAAGCUGCUCAGCUUGCAAGGGAAGCACACAAACAGGAAAAGAAAGAAAAGUUGAAGACUGACAAAGCUUUGCGUUUGAGUAUCAUUGGAGAAAAAUUGCAAUGGUUUCAAAGUCACCUUGAUCCCGAUAAAAUUGAGUACACAAAGAAGGAAGCUGGCGAACUAAUUGAAGAUUAUAUGUGUCGAUUCAAUGCUGAAUUGGAGCAGAUUGAAUUACAAAACAGUAUUAAAGGCAGACAAGGAAGACAGCAUGGUUCACGGGAAGCUGUCAUCAAGCAGACCAUAGAACGGGAAAGACAACUUUAUGAAGGCUAUGGAAUAGAAAUCCCAGACAUUAUGAACAGAAAGCAUCUUAAAUUUUUCAGAGAAUGGGAUGGUGAUCUGAGGAAACUGCCAAACAUCAAAAUGAAAAAGCUUUCAGCUAAGGAUGCUACUUGCAGUCACUCUGAGGUGGCAGAUGUAGAAGCUGAAGAAGAAUUGAAUAAAGCAGAAGAGGUGGCUUAAUGAGCACCAGCUGAUUCAGGAGCUGAAACAGCUGAAGGGAAUUGUAAGAAAACUAUUUUAAUUAUCACUGGAAACAAGAAUAAAUUUAACUAUAUUUGCAAAG